Toxoplasma gondii ME49 is the source of this 4536-nucleotide messenger RNA. RefSeq names its product root hair defective 3 gtp-binding protein (rhd3) protein. The record is from RefSeq and is a predicted model, not a curated record. The coding region runs from base 589 to 3270 and encodes 893 amino acids. The transcript is spliced from 21 exons. Gene Ontology annotation, cellular component: endoplasmic reticulum. NCBI's taxonomy places the organism in Eukaryota, Apicomplexa, Conoidasida, Eucoccidiorida, Sarcocystidae. Gene Ontology annotation, molecular function: GTPase activity; GTP binding. Gene Ontology annotation, biological process: endoplasmic reticulum membrane fusion.
GUCGUCACACACCCCAGCAGACGGAUCGUAUGUUCUCUUUGCUUCUUUUUCCAUUCUUCUUUCUCGUUCCCUCGUCUCCUCUCUAUCCGCUUCGUUUCUCCGGCGCGCGCGCUUCCGUCCUCGGCCCGGCGGCUUUUUGUCUGCGCGCUCCCCUGGCGAGUUGCGAAAGAGACUCUCUCUCCCGGACCAGCCGACUGUCUCUCAACGAGAAGAAAAGGCCUUUCUGCAAGAGCUUCUGUCUCGCGUUCUGCGUCGCGACAAGCUGACUACACACAUGCGCAUGCGCCGUUGUCGGCCUCCUUCACCUCACUUCGGGAGUUUUGAGAAGGCCUUUCCUUUCGUCUGGACGUCUCUGUUCAAGCGUCGAUUCGUGUCACCUCGUCCUCUGUGACUUUCUUUCUUCUCCUUCGCCUUCCUCUCCAAAAACCCGCGGCGUCUGCUCGUCCUCCCUUCCUUUUCUGCUUCUGAGCACGGAAACGCCGGUCCCUGCCCAGCGAGACGCAGAAAGAGAAAGGGUGUGCAGAAGCUCGGCGAACAGAACGCCUUUGUCCUCGAAUCAAACGUUGCCACCCUUUGACCAAGAGAAUCAUGGCGCUUCUCGCGGACGACGCAUCUCCUCACACCAAAAAAGGAGAGACCAUCGCCGACGGGCAAUUCAUUCAAAUUAUCGACUACGAUGGAGAUAUCGUAGCAGACGUAGACGCGUGGAUGAAGAAGCAGAAGCUCGCAGACGUAGGCUUCAACUACAACGUCAUCACGAUUCUCGGCUCUCAGUCGAGUGGGAAGAGUUCUCUCAUGAACGCUCUCUUCAAUUGCCAGUUCCAGGUGAUGGACCAUGUCCAUGGACACUCGCAAACGACCAAGGGCGUUUGGCUGGGCCGCGACGGCCUCGGCGCGGGUGCGGCCGCGCCUUGCUUGGUCGUCGACGUCGAGGGAAUCGACAGCCGCGAGCGCGGCGAAGACAGACAGACCUUCGAGUACCGCAGCGCGCUCUUUGCCCUCGCCUUGACGGACUGUCUGUGCGUCAACGUCUGGUAUCACUCGCUCGGCAACUUUACGGCCUCUGGCUACGGCUUGCUGAAAACCGUCAUGGAAGUGAACCUCGACUUGUUUGCGCAGGAGAGAAACACACCUCGGACGCUCCUCCUCUUUGCGGUCCGUGACUGGGCGGAAGUCAUGACCCCACUGGAAAUCGUCAGGGAGAAAAUUGCUCGUGAGUAUGUCGAGCGAAUUUGGAGAGAAAUCAAAAAGCCGCCUGCGUUCGAGAACUCCUCGCCCUACGACUUGUUCGAUUUCGAGGUUUUCGGAUUCGCACACAAAUUCAUGAAUCCCGAGCAGUUUGAGCGCGAUGUGGCGGCGCUGAGAGAGUUGUGGCAGAAGUCGCUGCGGCCGCCAAGCUAUUCCCGGCAUGUCCCCGCCGAUGGAUUCGCACGCUACGCGACUUCUAUUUGGGAGGUGAUUAAGAAGCAGGAGCAGUUGAACAUUCCGAACCAGAAGGAGAUGCUGGCGAUUUACCGCUGCCAAGAAAUCAAGGCGAGUGUUCUGUCGAGCCUCGGGGCCGCAGUCGCGGCGACGAACGCGAUGGUUCAGCGCGGGCAGAUGGACGAGACCGCCUUCUCACAGUGGCUGCGCGACGUCGCCUCCAAGGCCUUGGCGGAGUACCUCGAGCAUGCAUCGAGGUAUCAGAGUGAGGUGUGUCAACGCGUCAAGGCUGACCUUCUCGAAGGAAUUGUGUCAGCCGUCCAGCCUGUGGUGGACUGUCUGCUCAGUCAUGUGCGCGACAGCAUCGCGAACGCAUUUCUGGACAAACUCACAUCUUCUUUCACUGCGGCCGCGGGCGACGCGACGCGCACUCUGGCCGGACGUCCUGUCCUGGAUGCGUGGGCGAACUACAACGACGCCUCCUCCGAGCUUCUGCGAGAUGCGCAGGAGCGGUUCCUGGCUGCAGCCGGAGCCUGCAGCGCAAACCUGGCAGAUGGGUCCCAUCUCUCGUUCGCCACGGACCUCGUGCUCGACGGCAUGACCCGCAUGUUGACGAAGGACGUCGCGUCUGUCAGGGAGAAGCAACAGGCGCAGCUGGUGGCUCUUCUUCAGAAAACGUGUGACGACGAGCUGGUUGGGGUGGCAGACAGUCUCGCCUCCCGAGACUUUACACCUCAGCAAUUCUGGGGAAUCUGUCGCGCGAAGACAGCAGCAGCCGGCGCCGACUGCGUCACUCGGUUCUCCCGAGCCAGCAAGGGUCUCUCUGUCUCUCGCAGAGAGGGGGAGCGAAAGGAUGGAAAUGGAGACGACGGGGACAUGAUGACAGACUUCGAGAUUCAGUGUCGCGUCCUCGCCCUCACGCAACUCCGCAAGCAAAUUGAAAGCAUCGUCGCCAAUCUUCACAUCCUCAUUCUUGACCGCUUUCAGACGUUCUUCAGCUACGACGACGAAGACCAGCCGCGGCAGUGGGAGGCUCUUUCGUCGGAACAGCUUCACAAAAUCUUCGUCCACGCCAAGGAACAGGCUCUAGUUCUUCUUCCGACGUUUGCCUGCAUGCGGUUGCAUCCGUUGUCGGUGGCGACGCCCACCUUGUUUCCUCCGGCUGCGUCGGAAGCGCCGAAGGGGGCUGCUUCUUCGCCUGCUUCGUCGUCGGUGUUCUUCGCGACGUCUCCGCUUUCGGAGGCCGAGAAGGAGGAGUUGUCUGUCCUUCCUCGCAACUUUUUCUCGGAGCUUCUCGACGACUUACACACCCAAGCGAUCCACCAGAAAGCGCUGCGACAGAUGCAGCAGAUGUGCAGAGACGCGCAGCUGCUGCAGCAGGGACGAACGCGAGUUUCAUGGCGCAGCGUUCCGCUGUGGGGAUGGUUGAUUCUCCUCGCUCUCGGAUGGAACGAGCUGACGGCCGUCCUCAGCUUCGUCACAGGCAACUGGAUCUUCUUCCCCGUUUUGCUCCUCGCGCUCGCGGCCGCCGCUGCUGCCCUCCUGACGGGCAAUGCGCAGGUCGCUCUCGCGAGUCUCCAGCACUGCCUCCUGCUCGCGAAGACUGUCGCCGUUCCGCUAGCGAAGCAGGUCCUCGUCGCGGCGCUGAGCGCGGUCGACGGGGCAUCUGCAUCUCCUCCUCGACAGGGACGCGAAGUCUGCGUGAGAGGUCGAAGUCCGCCAAAAGCGUCUGAAGACCUGCAGAGACCCGCAGACUUGCCGCCUCGCAGUGACGCAGAGGGAGGGAAGGCCGCUGUCUCUUUGCAGCCGCGCCAGGCGUCUCCGCAGCAAGACGACGCGACAAAGUGAUGGAGAGACUAAGAGAGAAGCCGACGUUCAAAAUGCAGGACAUCCCCACAGACAGUGACUCAAUUGUAGCGAAGCGGAGCUCUGGAGGGCAGUGGGGUGAGAAGGGGAAGAUGCGUAAAUCUCAAACAAGAACAGAGACCACUGUGAAGAUGUUUCGGUGGAGGCAGUCGACGGAAAGGCCAUCGACAAGUGAAACGCAACAAAAUGUGCAGGUAUGACAGGACGAAGACGAGAAAGGAGAACGCCUGUGGGGAGAGAGUCGGCAAAAUGAGCGAGGGGGAGAAUGAAGAUCUGACUAGGAAGACUGGCCUUUCCUGUGUGAGAAAGCUACGGGAUGAGCAAGGAUCGUUUCAUUCGUCAUGGAUCGAUGGGGGCGUCUUGACUUGGCCGACGUCUCGCAAACGAAAGGAUGCUUUCCGUAUAUCGCGCUCUUCUCCCUGCAUUCCUUCUUCACCCGUUCUUUCCGCACAAGCGGGGAAUGCCCAUGCUGGAUGAAGAGCACCCUGCGUCAUGUUUUGAAGAAACUUCGCAGCUCUGGUGUGAAAAAUGGACUUGUCCGGGCGGGAGUGCCUUUUCGAGAACGUUUUUGUGAAACGGAAAAUCCGUUUUUCUCAUCGCCACCGUUUUUCUCAGCGGAAGCGGAAUCCGCAGUCCAACAUUUCGUCUGUGUUGCCGAGAAUCAGAGCUCAAGACGCAGGAGUCUAACAUGGUCAAAGGCGACUCGUGUGUCUCCUCGUUCUCCUGAAUGUCCAGAGCAGUAGACAGGGAUGGUAAGCUGGAAGAGCGAGACGGCAGGAGAUCCAAGAAGAAUCAACGCUACAUUGCUCGAAACGCGCGAAAAAGAAGACAUAUGGCAGUUCACUUCUGCAUGGGGCGGACGACAGACAUCGCAGCCACAGCGACGACGACGGGGAAGCAGGAGUGAUUGUUGCGAACGAUGAAGGCCUGUCAAUUCUAUACAGCGUGUCAUCGGUGAGGAGGAGCUAUACCGAGAGUCUGGCUCCUCUUUUCUUUCCGUUUGGGUUCGCUUGCUCUGUCCACAGUCUUCUUCUCGCUCUUCCUCGAAUGCCUGUUUCGCUGUCCUGUUGCUCCGGCUUCCAGCCUGACUCUUCUCUCUGCAUGCCGGUUCUUUUGCGUCUGCUGCCCGGCGCGCUCCGAGAGCUCCGCAGUCUCUGACGGCUUAUAUGAAGCGCUUCUGCGAUUCCUUUUCAUCCGUUCACGUAACCGGAAAAUAACGAAACGCUCCCGCCAGGAGAUUCAUGCCUG